AUGAAUCAAGGCACUUGCAUACGCGAAAACAAUGUUUUUCGUUGUGUUUGUCCAUCAGAAUAUUCAGGAAGUCGAUGUGAAAUUCAUGAUCUAUGCCAAAGUAAUCCUUGUAUGAAUGGAGGAACAUGCCGAUCUGUAAGUGAAAAUGCCGGUUAUCAAUGUAUUUGCUCACCUCGUUAUACAGGUUCACGCUGUGAAACAAGAGAUUAUUGUACACCGAACCCAUGUGCUAAUGCUGUACGACCAUUACGUGCAAGUGUGGUUGAUAUUCAUCCGAAUGCAACAUGGUCAAAGAAUGGUAUUACUGUUGCUGGAGGAAAUGGAUAUGGCAGUGGAACCAAUCAACUCAAUCACCCAUGGAGUUUGUACGUCGACGAUGAUGAAACAAUUUAUGUUGCUGAUCACGGGAAUCACCGUAUCGUGGAAUGGAAAUCUGGUGCAACGAAUGGCACAGUAGUUGCUGGUGGAAAUGGACAAGGAGUAGUUCGAUGGUCUGGUCGAAAUGGUACUCAUGGAGAAACAAUUAUUUCAAAUAUCGAGUGCUUCGGUUUGGCAAUGGACGACAAUGGUUAUCUCUAUGUGGUUGACUAUAGAGAACAUGAAGUAAAACGAUAUAAAAUUGGUGAGACUAAAAGAACAGUAGUUGCAGGUGGCAAUGAACAAGGAAAUCGUCUCGAUCAACUCUCUUAUCCCUACUAUGUAUUUGUCGAUCGAGAUCAUUCAGUUUAUGUGUCUGAUUGGGGAAAUAAUCGUUUAAUGAAAUGGGAAGAAGGUGUCACACAAGGCAUUGUUGUAGCCGGUGGUCAAGGAAAAGGGAACAGUCUUUCACAACUGAAUGCUUCUCGUGGAGUUGUUGUCGAUCAAUUGGGUACUGUCUAUGUGGCUGAUAAACAGAAUCAUCGAGUCACGCGUUGGCCAAAAGGAGCCAGACAAGGAAGUGUCAUUAUUGGUGGAAACGGUAAAGGAUCACAGUCAAAUCAACUCAAUCAGCCCAUGGGUUUAUCAUUCGCUCGACAUGGCAAUCUCUAUGUUGUCGAUUGGUUAAAUCAUCGAGUACAAAAAUUCAAUAUUGAACAAACUCAAUUCUUAUGA
Molecule: messenger RNA, 1092 nt
Organism: Rotaria sp. Silwood2
Lineage: Eukaryota; Metazoa; Rotifera; Eurotatoria; Philodinida; Philodinidae
Source: the annotation of a GenBank genome assembly